ACUUCAUUUAAGGUGAGCAAAGUUGCACUAGCGUUGUUUCUGGGCUGUUGUCAUGUUCGAUGUUUUAAGAAGUUGUCAAUGACAACACGUUACACGAAAAUGACUGAACUUGCGCUUAGCAAACGAGGAGCUUGUAUAGGUUUGUCGACGGCCUAUGAUGAGAAAUUUCCUCCAGAAAAUAUCAUUGACGGAGACAGAAAUAGCUUCUGGUCGACAACAGGAAUGUUUCCUCAAGAGUUCGUGAUUAGUCUUCCUUCCACUGCCGAAAUUGAUGCCAUCAAAAUGACAUGUUCAAAUGUCAAGCAUAUGUGCAUUGAAAAAUCAAUGAAACAGGACCCCGUUCAUUUUGAAAGGCUAUCAGAGAAAGAAAUGAGCAACUUAGAUGGUCAGAUGCAAAUAGAUGAUUUUCCGGUAAGAAUGUCCAAGUAUAACAUAAGAUUCCAACAACUAGGGUUAAUCAUUUGCGAUUUGUGAUCAAGUCUGGGUAUGAUCAUUUUGCUGCAGUUUAUCAAGUCAACGUUAGUGGAUCGUUGGAAGAUUAAACUCUUGCAGAUAUUGAGGUUACCCAAUGGUAUACUUGUACAUGCACAAACUUCAUUCUUAACAUACACACAUGAAUACAUGUAUUUAUAUCAUUGAAGUAUGAAAAACUAUGAUUGAUUUCAUAAACUUGUUUAAUAAUAGUAAUGGUAUGCAAUACUUAUGCACUAAUAAUUAUAAAUACAUGAUUUGUUUGCUUUCUGUUUAA
Molecule: messenger RNA, 748 nt
Organism: Xenia sp. Carnegie-2017
Lineage: Eukaryota; Metazoa; Cnidaria; Anthozoa; Malacalcyonacea; Xeniidae
Product: intraflagellar transport protein 25 homolog
Exons: 5
Coding region: 79-474 (131 amino acids)
Biological process (GO): intraciliary transport
Cellular component (GO): cilium; intraciliary transport particle B; centrosome
Source: RefSeq, a predicted model, not a curated record